This is a messenger RNA of Ostrinia nubilalis (European corn borer), 3854 nucleotides long. RefSeq names its product NADP-dependent malic enzyme. NCBI's taxonomy places the organism in Eukaryota, Metazoa, Arthropoda, Insecta, Lepidoptera, Crambidae. Gene Ontology annotation, molecular function: malate dehydrogenase (decarboxylating) (NADP+) activity; NAD binding. Gene Ontology annotation, cellular component: mitochondrion. Bases 210 to 2147 code for a protein of 645 amino acids. The transcript is spliced from 12 exons. The record is from RefSeq and is a predicted model, not a curated record. Gene Ontology annotation, biological process: pyruvate metabolic process; malate metabolic process.
GCGUGAUCAGUAGCUUCCAACCUUCAGUCGUCAUUUCGAGUUCGGCAGAGCUCAAUGGCACUGUAUUAAGAAAAUGUCCAAUUAAAUUCUAAAACUCAAUCUAAAAAUUAUUUUAACAAUUUCUUACCUUUAGUAAAACUUUUUUUAAAGUUAUUUGGGUAUCUGUGAUAAUAUUUGAUCUCCUUUUCGGUUAUUUUUUUUUAUUUACUAUGGAAUUCCUUUCUCGCAAAGUCAAAUCUAACAGCCAAAUUGACACCCGUCAGAUGAACGGCGCAGGAGACAUUUGCAAAAAACGGAGCGAGACCGCGAUGAGUCCAGCGCCCCCCGCGCACCGAGACAAAAGUGGCGCUCCGUUCGCUGCCGCCAAGCAGUCGCAAGCCGCCGGCGGAGGGAAGUGUACGUACGACGUCAUGGAGCGCGAUCGCAUCGGACUGUGGGGCAGCGGCGAUGGCCAGUCCACCAGCCGCCUGUCCGGCCUGGACCGCCUCAAGCACCCCGGCCUCAACAAGGGCAUGGCCUUCUCCAUCGAGGAGAGGCAGGUGCUCGGCAUCCACGGGCUGCUUCCAGCCAGGGUGAAGAGCCAGGAAGAGCAGGUCCAGCUGUGCAAGCUGUCUAUCGACCGCUACGAGGACCCGCUCAACAAAUACAUCUAUCUUAUGGGAUUGCUUGACCGCAACGAGCACUUGUUCUACCGCUUCGUCGGCGAGAACGUGGCCCAGAUGCUGCCCAUCGUGUACACCCCAACCGUGGGCCUGGCCUGCCAGAAGUACGGGCUGGUGUACCGGCGCCCGCGCGGUCUCUUCAUCACCAUCCAUGAUAAGGGACACGUCUAUGAGGUGCUUAAGAACUGGCCUGAAACAGACGUUCGUGCCAUCGUAGUGACAGACGGCGAGCGUAUCCUCGGUCUGGGAGACUUGGGAGCGUGUGGUAUGGGCAUCCCUGUCGGCAAGCUGGCGCUGUACACCGCUCUCGCGGGCAUCAAGCCACACCAGUGCCUGCCCAUUACACUAGACGUUGGUACAAACAACCAAACAAUGCUGGAUGACCCGUUAUACAUCGGACUUCGUGAGAAGCGCGUGCGCGGCGCGGAGUACGACGAGUUCGUUGAAGAGUUCAUGCAGGCGGUCGUGCGCCGCUUUGGACAGAACUGCCUGAUCCAGUUCGAGGACUUCGGCAAUGCCAACGCCUUCAGGCUGCUGGAGAAGUACCGUGGCAAAUACUGCACAUUCAACGAUGACAUCCAGGGUACCGCGUCAGUGGCAGUUGCUGGUCUGCUGGCCAGUCUCAGGGUUACCGGCAAGAAGCUGUCCGAAAACACCAUCGUUUUCCAGGGAGCAGGAGAGGCGUCUCUCGGUAUCGCCGAAUUGUGCGUGAUGGCAAUGAAGGCUGAAGGCACACCUGAGGCCGACGCGCGUGGACGUAUCUUCAUGGUGGACUCCAAGGGGCUGAUCGUCAAGAACCGUCCCGAGGGAGGACUCAACGAGCACAAGGAUAAGUUCGCGAAGGAGCAAGCACCCGUGCGCACUCUGGAAGAGGUCGUCGACCAGGUCAAGCCAUCAGUGCUUAUUGGUGCCGCGGCCAUCGGUGGUGCUUUCACGAGCUCCAUCCUGCGCAAGAUGGGCCAGUUCAACGACCGGCCCGUCAUCUUCGCGCUGUCCAACCCCACCAGCAAGGCCGAGUGCACCGCCGAGGAGGCCUACAGCAAUACUGAUGACCGCGCGAUCUUCGCAUCAGGCUCGCCAUUCCCCGACUACCGCACCAAAGACGGGCGCGUGCUGCGGCCCGGGCAGGGCAACAACGCCUAUAUCUUCCCCGGGCUCGCCCUCGGCAUCAUUUGUGCUGGCAUCGUCGAUAUUUCUGAUGACUUCAUGCUGCUGGCUGCUGAGGCGUUGUCAGACAUCGUGUCACAGACAGACUUGGACAAGGGAAGCUUAUACCCACCUCUAGAGGAGAUCCAGAACUGCUCCGUGAAAAUCGCCAAAAAGAUCGUCGAACACGCAUACCAAAUCGGCAAAGCGUCAGUGCUGCCGCAGCCCCUGGACACGGAGAAGUUCAUCCGCGCGCAAAUGUACGACGUGCACUACGCCGGCGCCGUCCCGCCCGUCUACUCGUGGCCCGCCUCCACGGUGCGCGUCGACAUGGUCUAACUACCCACCUCACGCUAACGCCCACUAAUAAACGAUUUUCAGAUUUCGUCCAUUUGCAACGACAGUGUGGCAUCUCCAAUUAGAUUAACGUAGAUGUCACAGUCGUCGCAAGAGCACGAUUUGAAUUUAAACACUGUUGUUCAGCAAAGUGGCGACGAGACGAGAAGAAAACUAAUAGAAUAUCGUCAUGCGAAGCUGUACGCUUUAUCGGGCUUUCACACAAAAUUGUCACACACAGCGGGACCGGAGCUGGGACGAAAAGAGAAAAAGUAUUCGCUCCGCUUCGUUAGAAAUAAUCAACCUGCUAUGCCGCCCGUCUCAGCACAUCUUGUCGCGUCUCCAAUUUAGUGAAAAGUGGUACUUUUACUCAAUCCCCUAAAAAGCUGAAGUGAGACAGUGCAGAUGUCUUGAAAUCGUUUACUAGCACAGCCUGAAACAAUACUCAAGUCCGUUAUGGUCGUAAAUCUUGGCUAAUAGGUGUCGUUGUGUCUCUGUUCAUAAUUAAUUUGAGCAUUGUUUCAAGUUUCGGGCAGAACCUAAAGGACUAUAUUGUGGUGCCACGAUCUUUGUUUGACCGUAUUACAGAUUGGCCAGUCACUUCAGCGAUGAAAAUUGAUUACACAGUUCCAAUGAAAAACAAAAUCAAAGAUCGUGAAACUACACUAUGCGCAGCUGUGAUUUACAUAAACAAAGAAAUUAUGUGUAUCGCAGUUUUGUAGAGGUGCAUAAUAUCCGCUCUAUACUCGUUAAAUAAAAAUAUGCAUGUUUUCCUGAUAUACCAUGCGUCAUGUUUCUCUCUACAACAUUCGAAAUAUGCAGAUAUUAAAUCGCAAUUUCCCAGCGCGUAAAAUACGUGUAAACACCAAUUAAUUUAAAAGGUGCACCAAAUAACACUAUGAAUAAAUUCAUCUGUCAUCUAUUUCAAUAAAUGUUGUUAAAAUUGAUCGAGCUCACCUGGGCAAUGUGACGUCACAAAUUCCAUUAUAAAUGUUUUCAUCGUGUCACGUUAAAGCAUUCUUAUCUUGAUAUCGAUCUAAAACAUCUUGCUUCUUAGGAGUAAUUUUAAAUAUUUAUAAUCAUACAUGUUCUUCAUUCUAAAAUCUGUUCAAAGCGCUUGAAAUGAUGUAUUGGCCUGUAUUAAGCAAUGACCCUCAAGUAUGAGUUUGAACCAGGAUUUGAGCUUCAUUACAUAAUACAAGCCUAGAGGAGAGAUGGCGUGGGAGAAUUUGUCGUCCAUUCGAUUAGGAUUUACGCAAUUAAAAUUAAAAAUUGUUGAUAGAUCGGAUAGUUACUUCAUGGGCGUAAUAGAUGUUGACGACAGUAAAAUUAUUUGUGCCCAUUUUUUGUAUAUUACAGGGUGAAAUUAUUUAUAGUACCUAACGUUAUAGAUGUAGUUACCAUUUGUUUAUUUAUAUGCCAGAUGUACUUCAAAAAUUAAAAUUGAAUAAGCUAUUGUAAAAAUAUCGAAUGUUGAUCAUUUUCAGAAAAUAUUACCGCAUUUAUUAUAAGCUUGCACAUGUAUCUUACAAUGUUUAGCCAUUCCAAAUCGUUAUACCUAUUUAAUACUGCUACUUAUGUUAUUCCUAGAACGAGCAUGUACACCUAGUGCUCGAUUGCCUACUUCAAAUGAAUAAUAUUGUUUAAGUUAAUAUGAAUAUGUAUGAGGUAUUUUUAUGAAAAUUUUAAUAUAUUUGAUGCGAAGUCGUA